This is a messenger RNA of Vitis riparia (riverbank grape), 616 nucleotides long. RefSeq names its product 60S ribosomal protein L38-like. Bases 101 to 310 code for a protein of 69 amino acids. Gene Ontology annotation, molecular function: structural constituent of ribosome. The record is from RefSeq and is a predicted model, not a curated record. The transcript is spliced from 3 exons. Gene Ontology annotation, cellular component: ribosome; cytosolic large ribosomal subunit. Lineage: Eukaryota; Viridiplantae; Streptophyta; Magnoliopsida; Vitales; Vitaceae. Gene Ontology annotation, biological process: protein-RNA complex assembly; translation.
GGUUUACGGCCAGCUCUCUCUCUUUAUAUAUACAUAGGCUUUCCUGGCGUUUUCUUCUUCAGAAACCGCAGCUUCCAGUGGGUCGGUUCGGAACUCAAAAAUGCCGAAGCAGAUCCAUGAGAUUAAGGAUUUCCUUCUUACAGCAAGAAGGAAGGAUGCUCGAUCUGUCAAAAUCAAGAGGAGCAAAGAUGUAGUCAAGUUUAAGGUUCGGUGCUCCAAGUACCUUUACACACUAUGUGUGUUUGACUCAGAUAAGGCUGACAAAUUGAAGCAAUCUCUUCCUCCAGGUUUGAGUGUGCAGGACCUGUGAAGAGGGAGCUGGGUAGGACCUUUUUGUUGGCAUUUGGCUAUGAGAAAUUAGCAAAUUUACUUUCGUUCUGUUCCUUUUUGGAAAUGAUAUUUCUUCCUUGAUUGCAUACUAUUUGGUGUUUAGAUUCUAUUUGCCUUUUUGGCAGAAAAAAAUCUCCAGAUUCUUUUUCUCCCUUGUAUGUGUAGACUUGUGAUGAGUGUAGCUUCUAUCUAAUGUAUGCAUUUUUCCAUCUCUUGCAUCUCUGAGGAUGUGUUUGGGAUGGGGGAAUAGGAAUGGAAAUGGAAGUGAAUCAAUAUUCAUGUGCAA